Molecule: messenger RNA, 2665 nt
Organism: Silurus meridionalis
Lineage: Eukaryota; Metazoa; Chordata; Actinopteri; Siluriformes; Siluridae
Gene: gnrhr1
Product: gonadotropin releasing hormone receptor 1
Exons: 4
Coding region: 359-1513 (384 amino acids)
Biological process (GO): G protein-coupled receptor signaling pathway
Cellular component (GO): membrane
Molecular function (GO): peptide binding; gonadotropin-releasing hormone receptor activity
Source: RefSeq, a predicted model, not a curated record
CUGUACCGCACAAUACUCAGGCCACGAUGGAGUAUGAGUGAUUUAUUGCCUUCCAUAGCGCGCGGGCGCGCACACACACACACACACACACACACACACACACACAGCCCACUUGCUUAGCGCGCGCGCGCACACACACACAGAGAGCUGAUGAAGAGAUAACACCCACAGCAGCAUCGUCCGGAUCAUGGGCUUCUCUGAAAGGGAUUUCCAGGAUUUCCUAAAAACAUGUGACCCACUUCUUUUUAUUCGAUUAUUCGAGCUUUCCUCUGGAUACUUUAUAUCGAAUAAGAGCAUCGCGGUGAAUGGGGAAAGUGGGCGUCCUGCGGAUUGAUCACUAGCAUCAGCCAGCUUCAGCAUGUCAGAAAACACAACAUUACUGCUUUCCAGCCCCACAUAUUUAUUGGACAGCUCUUCUCUGCCGAAUGUCUCUGUACCACCGCCGCUGCCUGCCUGGGAGACCCCGACCUUCACUACUGCUGCUCGAUUCCGCGUUGUGGCCACGCUGGUGCUCUUUAUAUUUGCAGCGGUCAGUAACCUGUCUGUGCUGCUCAGCGUGACACGGGGUCGAGGCAGACGCUUGGCCUCACACUUGCGUCCGCUCAUCGCCAGCCUGGCCUCGGCUGACCUCGUCAUGACCUUUGUUGUGAUGCCCCUGGAUGCAGUGUGGAAUGUUACGGUGCAGUGGUACGCUGGCGAUGCCAUGUGUAAGCUGAUGUGCUUUUUAAAGCUGUUUGCUAUGCACUCGGCUGCGUUCAUCCUAGUGGUUGUGAGCCUGGACCGACACCACGCUAUCCUGCACCCACUGGACACACUGGAUGCAGGACGCAGGAAUAGGAGGAUGCUGUUGACUGCAUGGAUACUCAGCCUUCUCCUUGCUUCCCCACAGUUGUUCAUUUUCCAGGCAAUAAAGGCCAAGGGAGUUGACUUUGUCCAGUGUGCUACACAUGGAAGCUUCCAGCAGCAUUGGCAGGAGACGGCAUAUAACAUGUUCCACUUUGUUACGCUCUAUGUGUUCCCACUGCUUGUCAUGAGCUUGUGCUAUACACGUAUACUGAUUGAAAUCAACCGCCAGAUGCACAGAAGCAAGGACAAAGCAGGAGAGCCCUGUCUGAGACGCAGUGGAACGGAUAUGAUCCCCAAAGCCCGCAUGAAGACCCUAAAAAUGACCAUUAUUAUUGUUGCCACCUUCAUCAUUUGCUGGACACCGUAUUACCUCCUUGGAAUCUGGUACUGGUUCCAGCCACAGAUGCUGCAAGUAAUUCCUGAUUACGUUCAUCAUGUCUUCUUUGUUUUUGGAAACCUCAACACGUGUUGCGAUCCAGUCAUAUAUGGUUUCUUCACACCGUCCUUCCGUGCUGACUUGUCCCGAUGCUUCUGUUGGAGGAACCAGAAUGCAUCAGCUAAGUCUCUCUCGCAGUUCUCUGGCCAUAGGAGAGAAGUCAGCGGGGAAGCAGAGUCAGACUUGGGCAGUGGUGACCAACCCAGUGGACAACAAGCACAAAUGAUCUGAAUGUAACUUAAUAAAGAUUUGUGCCAAGACAACAUAGAAAGGGAAAUGUGGUGAUUACCUGAAAUCAUGUUUUUACCUCUGCCUUAUCUGCCAGUCUGUUUCAUGUGCCAUAGAAAUCUCUUAUCAUCUCCCAACAUGAGCUUAUACUCUGAUGUUAAAUUGCAAUCUGACCCAGAUAUAACUAUUUAAUAUCUGUAAGUGAUUUUUUUUAAAUCAAAGAUCUCCUUGAAACACUAUAGAGAGCAGGUCAUAUGUAACCUGAAACUGACACAAAUUAGUUUUCCUUGAGUCUGUAAUCGAUUACACCAGCUCUGACAUGAAUCAGUGACAUGUUAAUUUGCAAACUGCCACCAUUAAUUAUAUGUACAUGCAUUGUGGUUGUGCUUGGUAUGAAUUAUAGCUCUUACAAAGAGUAUUUUUCUGUUUAACAUCUGCUAUUAAAGGACAGUUGAUUUCCAAGACCAGCUGUAACUUAGUGCAACAUUAACUUAUGUUUGGGUGCCUGAAGUGAAAAUGCAAACACCUUGGUCAGUUAUGAAAGAACGCAGCAUGGGAUGACCAAAGAACAGCUUUGGUUGUGAUGAAAAGCUGUUGAACAACACUCUCAUGGAUAAACAGUAGCAAUAUAAACUUUAAAGCAUUACCAUAAAAGAACAAAUACAUAAACACAACCUCCAAUUAUUUUACGUUACGGUUUAUUGUAUACUUUUACAUGUAGCUACUUGGUGGAGGUUUGCACGUUCUCAAUAUCUCUGCAUGGGUUUACUCUGGGUACAUCACACAGCUGGGAACAUGUCAAUGAUGUCUGCAUGUUUGUCUCUCACACACAAAAAACUAAGGCAUACCAUGUACACCUCAUGGUUAUCUAAGUGCUUGUUGUGGCUAGGCAAGUUGUGUUUGAUCAGAUUGACCAAACGAUUAAAGUAUGUGUAAAUGUUGCUGACCUUUUGAACAAGGAAUACAUUUACUAUAAAAAGGUGAGAUGUAGAAAAGAAAAUGUACAGACCUAUUAGCUUAGCUUACCAAAGCAUGUAUUAAUCUUUGAAAAAAAAGUGUCAAGCAUUAAGAAUAGGAAGAAAUGAUCGAUAAUUGCUAUUAAGUUAAAAAAACAAACAAAAAAAAUCCUGUGUAUAUGAAGCACAGGAUAGACUG